AUGACUAAGGCCGAAAUCAAGAAAGGCAUUCUCCUGGGCCGGCAUGUGUUCAUCCUUUCCGAACCCCUUUGUCCAUUCGAACUGUGGGUUGAGGAAUCCGAGGCGGAAUCUGAGAUAACCCAGCUGAACAAAUUCCUUGGAGAGAAAGUUGUGCACCGAUUUUGUUUGAUGGAUCUGGUGUCCUACGAGGAUCCCAAUUCCAGUGGUCAUUUCGGCAACAAGCACAACAACAACCACUUGAAAGUGGACGACGACGACUGUACAUACAUGCAGGAGGUGGUGAACAAGAAUGGAUUGACUCCCAUCGUUCCUGUAUCCGAUGGAAAGAAUGACGAGUCUGUGACCUUGUCGGAUCCAUACUUCCUGGUGGCUUCGAAGUUCUACAAACGUGUCAAAGGAUUGAGGACAGCAAAGCUCAUGGAGGAAUUGAAGAUGGAGAAUGACGAGGGAUGGUGUGCAGAGUGGUUUCCGGAUAUGCGUUUCAUCACCCAAGAUGCUCUAAUGAAGGCUUUGGUGGAGGACCAACCUCGGCUGCUUCGUUUCCUGGUUGCGAACACUGACACGUUUACUGAUAACCAUGACACCCGACUUUAUGCACCUGGGUACCUCGGCCAAUCUGAGCCCCUUAUUUCCAAGUACAGGUCUUUCAUGGCCGAGCUUGCUGCCCAUGGAGUACGAGUCUACCCACCAGUCAGUACUACGUGCUUCUUUCACGACAAGCCCAGACGAGACGAAUCUUUGACUCCUUUCAUGUUGCCGAACGUAUACGUGGUCUUGCCCCAGAAGACAAUCAACGACGUUCCAUGGGAAUCACUGACCUUUAUUCAGCUCGUUCAUUUUGCUGAUGAACGGAUUCUCAAUCGGCCGGCAAACGGAGAAUGGAAAACUGGGACUGGAAUUCUGAAUGGUCUGCGGAAACCAGAGAGGUUCCGUAAUGGAUAUUACAUCAAGCCUGCCGAUUCGUGUGCUGGAAACUCGGUACUGUGGGUUCGCGUUGACUUUGGUCCUGAUGGUAAUCAGAACGGAAUUGCCAUUGCGAUGGAUCUAUCGGGGGAAACCUUCACGUCUCCGAAGGCAUGGUACGAAGGACUGGCGGUGAAAAGCAAGGUCUGGUGUUUUCAGGUGGCGGAACCCUGUCUUCGUGGCAGAGAGUACCGUGUGUUUUUCCAUGUUGGACCCAAUGGACACAAUCAGUACCUAUGCCUGCUCAACACGAACUACCCUUUUCAAGAGAGCGAGGAAAAUGGUAUUGUGUCCAAACCUGGACAUAUUGGCUGGCAAUCAUUCGUUGGACUUCCGAAGGGCAACCAAAAGAACAAGCAGUUGACCUUUGCUAAGCUGCAUCAGUUGGUCAGGACAAGUCAGUAUGAAGGAACCAAACCUGCCGAGUGGAAAUUCCUGGCAAAUGAGGUUGGCAAGGGCAAUCUGUUCAAAGAUUUUCGAACUGCAAUUGAUUCGUGCGGUACAAAAGUGAUGCAUACGCAUCUCAUUUACCGUUUUGAUAUCUUUGAGACGGAUUACAGGAGUGGCGUGGAGAAGGAAACUGUGGACUCGUGGCAGCAAACCCUAUCUCCUGGCUCAUUGCCCCCUGACUAUAAAGCUCCCUACUUGGUGUUUUGGGAUUCAGGGCUUCUUCUAUUUGGUGAGGGAUCAUUCCCUUGGUUGUUCUCUGCAGGCACCAAGACUUUCUUGGUGGAAACUGACCAGAUGACUCAGGAGCUGCAAAGUGAGUUACGCGUGCCAACACAUCAGCGACUUCCUCAUUCGUGA
This is a messenger RNA of Seminavis robusta, 1770 nucleotides long. Lineage: Eukaryota; Bacillariophyta; Bacillariophyceae; Naviculales; Naviculaceae. The record is from the annotation of a GenBank genome assembly.